GAAGACGAAGAUACUUUGGGUUACGUUUAUUCUGUUUCGGGGCCCGUGGUUACAGCUGCUAAAAUGUCCGGCACUGCCAUGUAUGAGUUGGUCAAGGUAGGACAUUGUGAGCUGGUCGGGGAAAUAAUCAGGCUGGAAAACGACAUGGCAACUGUACAGGUUUACGAAGAGACCUCCGGCUUAGCCGUCGGAGAUCCAGUGACCCGUACGGGCAAACCGCUAUCAGUGGAAUUGGGUCCAGGAAUAUUAGGCUGCAUUGUGGACGGAGUACAAAGGCCCUUACACGAUAUACAAAGUCUUACAGGAUCAAUAUACAUCCCCAAAGGGAUAAACAUACCAGCACUUUCGAGGACCGUCAAGUGGGACUUCACCCCCAAAAAAAUUAAGCUGAAUACGCCGAUGGCUGGAGGUGACAUUUAUGGAAUAGUCCACGAAAAUACAUUAGUGCAGCACAAGAUGAUGCUGCCGCCUAAGGCACAAGGAUAUCUGAAGUAUCUUGCACCUGAAGGCUAUUACGAUGUAGAAGAUGUAAUAAUGGAGACAGAAUAUGAAGGAGAAGUUACUAAACAUACCAUGAUGCAGGUUUGGCCUGUUCGUCAAUCUAGACCAGUAAUAGAAAAAUUGCCGGCAAAUUAUCCUUUACUGACGGGUCAACGUGUCCUGGACGCUCUCUUCCCCUGUGUCCAAGGAGGAACGACUGCAAUUCCUGGUGCUUUUGGAUGUGGAAAAACUGUCAUUCCCAAGUCAGCUUUAUCAAAAUACUCGAAUUCCGACGUGAUAGUCUACGUCGGUUGUGGAGAACGUGGAAACGAAAUGUCGGAAGUUCUCCGAGAUUUUCCUGAGCUUACCGUGGAAAUUGAUGGCGUUACUGAAUCUAUUAUGAAAAGAACUUCGCUCGUGGCAAAUACAUCGAACAUGCCUGUGGCUGCUAGAGAAGCUUCUAUAUACACCGGUAUCACAAUUGCAGAAUAUUUCAGGGAUAUGGGAUUUCACGUGGCGAUGAUGGCAGAUUCGACUUCCAGAUGGGCAGAAGCUUUGAGAGAAAUUUCGGGAAGAUUGGCUGAAAUGCCUGCAGAUUCCGGAUAUCCGGCUUAUUUAGGAGCUCGUCUGGCAUCAUUCUACGAGCGUGCAGGCCGAGUCCGAUGCUGCGGCAGCCCGAACCGGGAAGGUUCCGUGUCAAUAGUUGGCGCCGUGUCUCCGCCCGGAGGAGACUUCUCUGAUCCGGUCACGUCUGCUACACUUGGAAUAGUGCAGGUAUUCUGGGGUCUGGACAAAAAACUAGCCCAAAGAAAACAUUUCCCAUCAAUAAAUUGGUUAAUCUCAUAUAGCAAAUACACAACCGCCCUAGAUCCAUUCUACGACGAACACUUCCCAGAAUUCGUCCAACUCAGGACAAAAGUUAAACAAAUUUUAGAAGAGGAGGAAGACUUAGCAGAAAUCGUCCAACUGGUCGGAAGAGCAUCACUUGCCGAAGUGGAUAUAAUAACUUUAGAAAUCGCCAGGAUGUUAAAAGAUGAUUUUCUGCAACAGAAUAGCUAUUCGCCUUACGACAGAUUUUGUCCUUUUUAUAAAACUGUGGGCAUGUUGAGGAAUAUGAUCAGUUUUUACGAUUUGGCAAGACAGACAGUGGAAAGUACGGCUCAGUGUGAUAAUAAAAUUAAUUGGAAUGCUAUUAGGGAAUCAAUGAGUCAGAUUUUAUAUAGAUUGAGUUCUAUGAAAUUUAAGGAUCCUGUCAAAGAAGGAGAGGCUGGUCUUAAGGAACACUUUGAGCAACUUCAAGAUGAUAUACAAUCCAGUUUUAGAACUAUACUGGAAUAA
Messenger RNA from Ctenocephalides felis (cat flea), 1818 nucleotides. Its product is annotated as V-type proton ATPase catalytic subunit A-like. Gene Ontology annotation, cellular component: proton-transporting V-type ATPase, V1 domain; lysosomal membrane. Lineage: Eukaryota; Metazoa; Arthropoda; Insecta; Siphonaptera; Pulicidae. Gene Ontology annotation, biological process: ATP metabolic process; proton transmembrane transport. Gene Ontology annotation, molecular function: proton-transporting ATPase activity, rotational mechanism; ATP binding; ATP hydrolysis activity. The record is from RefSeq and is a predicted model, not a curated record.